AUGGCGCACCAGCGUGAACGCAAACCGGUACCGGAACACGGUCGAGCCCUGCACGAAAAAUUGAAGGAACCAGCGGCUGCACCAUAUCAGACAGUAGGUUCAUCGCGUGCUGCUGUCCCUGUCUUUGUUUCCCCCACGCCCGCGGCGGUUGUUGGAGGACGGAAGAACAUUCGUGACGGCGUCGGAAUGAUUGAUCGCGCGGCCCAUGGGCUAAAAUCGGAGGAUUUGUACUUCUUCGACCAUGGCGAGAAAGACGAUGGCGAUGGCGAGCAGCAAGACUCGCAGUAUGCUGCUGUUGUGUCGAGCGCUGGAGAUUCCCAAGUGGCCGACGGCCAACCCUCAUGCACAUGCGGACCAAAGUGUCCAUGCAAACCUGCCUGCACGUAUCAGAUUCACAGCUGCCCUUGCAAGCCUUGCGUACCGAGAAUGAAAGGCAACAACAAGGGACCAUCGCGCAGCUUCGAAGGUGCCCGGGCUGACAGCCCUCAGUACACCUCGGUCGGGUACACUCGCAAAAAGACCCAGCGCGAGCUCGAAAAGACGCUGCCAGAUCGCGGCCUCGGCGAUGGCACGGUCUCUGGACAGGAAUCUCAACGCGCUCGAGUUCCCCGUCGCAAUGACACCAAGAUCGCCACCACAAGUGCAGAGCCACUUCAGCUUAAGAGACAGCGUGCGCCGACUAUCAACACCGACCUUGCCUACGUACCACCAGCUCCAACGAAGACACCCUCUCGUAAGCAAAAAGAUACGACGCCUCUCGGAUUCUACGGCACCCACGGCUCGCACUCAGGACAGCGCUAUCCCACAUUCACCACUGGCCCUACUCUGAGCCAGAACGGUAUUCCCACUCCUCCUGUCUUUACAGCUACACCGGCCACCGCCGAACCGGUUCAGUCUGGCGGACCCAUUGCCCAGACACUUGUCCAACUGUCAUCCUCUCCUCCAGAAGUCCAGAAGCAAGCAGCCGAGCCGAUGUCGCGCGCACCUCUGCGGCUGAGCUCUUCUGGAGCCACCGCUGAUGGCGAAGAUGACGAGCUCGACAGGUACACACCGUCGCCACUGAGCGCUCCGCGACAGAGACGGCAGCAGUGCAACAAGACCCACGCUGCAAUCACCGGAGAGAACAUCACAGGCUAUUCAAACAUUGAAGAAUACUCGAGAACUGAGUCCAGCGAGUUGAACGAGGUCCCAGAAGCAACAUCGUGUGCAGUGACAUAUCCAGCAGUACCACGAUCGACCAGCGACGGGAUGUUCACUGCGGGGGUCUUUGCAUCUACAGUCACCCAGAGCUUCCCUUCGGCGCACGCCGGCAAUCCUCGUGAUCCGGAAAGCAUCGCGGACCAAGCAGGCGUCCAUCGUGAAGACCGGUACGGUUGUGAGAAUGACGAGCGCGCCACUGCGAUCGAGUGUGCUCCUAUGCGUCACUCUUCGCCCGCGAGCAGUGGCCGUGGAUUCCCUCCGCCUCUGCCACCGCCACUUCCGCUGCCUGAUUUCAUCGCCCCACGCCCUGCAACCAAACAGCGCUACGUGUCUGCUGGAGGUACGGCCAAAUUGGAGGACCGCCCAGAGAUCACCAACUUCGUUCUGCCACCAAGCGUCACUCCUGGUAUCUCCAUGCAGAGAGAUCUCUUGCUCCAGUGUCUCGACAAUGUGCCAAAGUUCGCAACGCCAACUCGCAGCAUGACGAUUGGAAGCCCGAUACCCAUUCGAAACAGCGAGGAAGCGUUGGGGGAUUCCAGCACGCGAUCUUCKUAUGAGGAUGGCUUGGACCAACAGGGCACAAAGCGUGACCGUAAAGAAAGCGGCUCCAGCCAGCGUCUGGCGCGGUUCAAGAGAGUCUUCUCGUUUGGAAAGGAAGGCAAGGACAAUGAAAGCAAGGAGACAUCACCGGGCCAGCAGCUGUAG
This is a messenger RNA of Ramularia collo-cygni, 1905 nucleotides long. RefSeq lists its product as uncharacterized. The transcript has 2 exons. The coding region runs from base 1 to 1905 and encodes 634 amino acids. Lineage: Eukaryota; Fungi; Ascomycota; Dothideomycetes; Mycosphaerellales; Mycosphaerellaceae. The record is from RefSeq and is a predicted model, not a curated record.